Molecule: messenger RNA, 1911 nt
Organism: Brassica oleracea var. oleracea
Lineage: Eukaryota; Viridiplantae; Streptophyta; Magnoliopsida; Brassicales; Brassicaceae
Exons: 2
Coding region: 1-1911 (636 amino acids)
Source: RefSeq, a predicted model, not a curated record
AUGAGCUCGAGAAUCCACCAAGCAACCAGCGCAGCUCCUAAGAUUGAUAGCGUCAUUGCUUUAACAUCACGCACACCUUUUACCGAAGAACUGACGGAGGUCAAGCUGCGGGAAAUGGACAAGUUGCGCCUCCCAGGGUACAAACCAGGAGGUGAUCCCGUCGAGCAUUUGACGGCUUUCAACAUCGCGGUGGCGAGAGCUAGACUUGAUCCCGAGGAAAGAGACGCAGGAUACUGCCAACUCUUUGUCGAGACAUUGAACGAACAAGCCCUGACUUGGUUCUCGGGACUCGAAGAGAACUCGAUUAGCAGCUUCAAAGAGCUCUCCUCGGCGUUUCUCAAGACUUACAUCGUGUUCACCAAACGCGAAGCAACAGCUUCAACCCUCUGGAACCUUAAGCAAACGAAGGACCAGAGCCUUCGUGAUUACAUGGAACGGUUUAAGUCGGUCGUGUCAAGAAUCAACAUUCCCGAUCACAUCGCCGUCGACGCCCUGAGGAACAAUCUUCUGGUAGAAUGUAAGUUCCGAGAAGAUCUCUAUCGAACUCCCACCUCGUCACUACAUGAUGCCGUUGCUCGGUCCCAAAACUUCAUCCGUAUGGAGGAGGACACUAAAGCCAUCAUGAGCAAGCAUAACUCGGCGAAGCAAUUGGCACCUAAAAACGCUGCUACUACUCACGUCGAACCUCGUCAGCAUGCUCCCAGCGACAAACACAACCGCAAGAAUGGUCUCCUCUACAUCGUUGAUGAAAACGGGAAGAAAUGGAACACCUUUCAUCGAGAGACAGAUCCUCCGAGCGAAUCCCCCCAAGCAACGGCGGCCGCCGCAGUCGCCCAGGUCGAUUCCGUAGCGGGUCCAUCCCGGACUCCUCCAGGACUUACCAAAUCGUGCAAGCUCCAUGGCGUCAAAGGCCACGACACGUCAGAGUGCAAAACACUUUUCACACAGUUCCUCUCUUCGAUCGAAAGCGGCGAGCUUAAGCUCCCUCCUCCGAAACCAAAAAGCGAAAGCAGUUGGAGCAGGAACAAGGAUAGGAAGAAUCAGCGAAAAAAUCAGGGGAAACCGCGUCAAGACGACCAAAAGCCAAAGGAUGCCGAGCAGACCCCUCGUCAGGAUGACGAUGGUGACGUCUCAGCAGACGAAGACCAACCCGCGGUCAGACAAAGGAUCGAAGUUAUUCGCGCCCAACCAGAGUCCUCAUCGGAUGAAGAGAGUGAACUCGAGGAAGCUCCCGACUCGUCGGACUUACGUAUGCUCCUCAAGCGAAAGGCCACUCCGAGGAUUAGCGAGACUCCCGGUCCCUCUGAUCUCCGAGUCGAGCACAACGCCAAAAGAACCAAGCACGCGCCGAGUCAAAGAUCCUCACCAGCAUCUCCAGACGACAACCCUAUCGUCGAUUUGCGCGACCAACUUAACGCCCGGAUGGACGAUCUACUAUUCGUCGGGACUAUCCAUCUCUCAGUACAAGCAGAGAGAGUAACUCGGACGGUCAAAUUCUCGGUGGUCAGUACCAAGGCCCCCUAUCACGUGAUACUAGGUACCCCAUGGCUGUACUCUAUGCGAGCAAUUGCAUCUACAUACCACCAGUGCGUCAAAUUCCCGGGGAUGGAUGGGACGAUUAAGACAGUAAGAGGAGAUCAACGAGCCACACGAGAUUUGUUGAUCGCCACGGUCAAAUUACAGUGCUCGCAGUCACUCGUCAACUCGGUUUCCCCUCCGAUAAGUAAGGUCUGCCCACAAAAGGAAGAAGUGCUCGAGGUCCCGAUCGACGAGUCGGAUCCAAGUAAAGUGCUACGAGUAGGCGCCUAUCUAUCGGACGAGAUGCAGCGUGCUAUCCUGGAUUUCCUGAAGCAAAACUUGUCUACCUUUGCUUGGUCGAUGUCUGACAUGCGAGGGAUCGACCCGUCCUGA